UGCAACGAAAAUAAUUUUAUGGUUGGGGGUCACCGCAACAUGAGGAACUGUAUUAAAGGGUCGCGGCAUUAGGAAGGUUGAGAACCACAGUUGUGAGACUUAGCUUGAGUAGUACACGUAAAAUUCUCAGAACGGUACCUGGCUGGUGCUAAGCUCACAAGAAGGAAUGCUAUCCAUGGGAGCACCAUAACGGAAGUUAAAGAGGGGGGAGGAUAGUGAUCAGCAGGGGCGCCGACAGCCUUCAGAAAGGUGGUCUGGAAAGCCCUCUUUGAGAAGGUGACAGGGACCUGAGACCCAAAUAAAACCAAAGCGAUAGCUACACAAAGAUCCUUGGGGGAGAGUGGUUCUGGCAGAGGGUACUGUGUGCAAAGGCCCUGAAGGAAGAAGGAAUUGAGCUCUUUGAGGAAAAGAAAGGGAGCCCGUGUGGGUGGAGCUUAGUGGGACAGGGAAGAGGAUGGAAGAUGAGGUAGGCAGGAGUUAGAUGGUUCAAGCCUUGCUGGCCAUGAAAGAGAUAUUGGUCUUUGUCCUAGGAACAGUGGAAAGUCUCAUGGUUUGGCUAAUAAGUGUUAAGGAAAUGAAGACUGCUGGCGAAAGAGCCCGGCCCAGAGACCUGAAGACUUGGGUUUGAGUCAGGGCUCCUUGACUAGCUGUGUGUUCUUGUGCAAGUUUUUCCCUCUGGGGCGUAAUCUGCACAUCUGAAAGCAAGGCGAAGUAAAAACGCCUUUCUCCUAAAAGCUUGUGAAGACUUAAGGAUGUGUCUUUGGUUCCUAAAUGUUGAGUGUUGACUGGAAUGACCCAGAAAGUGUGUGCAUAGGAAAGAUUUCUGUCCUGCCCCACACUCCCUGGAUGGUUAUUCUCGUACCGGGGGUUCAGAGACCUGACUUGGAGGAACCCCACCGUGGGGAGUGGUAGGUGGGAAUCCUCACUGAACUGUGAAGCGAGGAGAUAAUUGGACAGGGGCCUCGCCGACCUGGCCCUCUGCUCUUCAUGGAGCUGGGUGCCUGCUGGGACCAACCUGGUGCCCACUUGUCCCCUGGGAAGUGCCUUAGGAGAGGUUUAGCCAUCCAGCUCUCUGGUCUCUGGCUCACAGAGAGGAAGACUGAGGCCCAGAGCUCAGAAUCCAUGGGUCCAGCCUCUGAGAGGGAAACAGACAUAAAGGGUUCUGGCUCUGGUCUCAGGGCGGUUCUACAGUGAUGAGAGCAGACAAAGGUGCAACCUGAGCUCAGAGUCUGGUCCCUGUGGGGCCGGCCCAGGGGGCAGACAAGACUGUGAGGGCCCAGAUCACUGAGUAAGGACCCAACAACUCAAGGCGAGUUAAACAGCUAGAUUCAACUCCCAGCUGCGAAUUACUAGGUGUGGCCACGGGCUCCUUAUUAAGCACAAUGCCAUUUUGUUCCUCUGGGCCUCAGUUCUCUUAUCUGUGAAAAGGGAAUAAUAAUAGUACUUUUCUCAUGGUGUGGACAGGAAGUUGAAGUGAGUUAAUACAUGUAAAGAGCUUAGGAUACUGCCUGUUAUUUAGCAAGUGCUUUGUAAAUGUGAGCUAUCGUGUUUUUUUUUUAUUAAAGAGAAACUUUAUCAGUCAGGCUGUCCAGAGAUGGUCUGGAAAGGAGGUAGUGAGUCCCUCAUCCAGGGAUAGGGAGAGAUCCUCUGGAAACAAGAGAUCCCCUGGAAAGUUGAUCCUCAAGCCCUUUAACUCACUUUCCAGCCCCAGAAUUUAGUGGGAAAAGUGAAAAAAAAAAACAACAACAAGGUGAUGGUGGAACAGCGUUGAGUGGGAUUGGCGCCAAAAACCAGAGCGGAGAUGUAGGAAGAGCUUCCUGGGCGAAGUGGGGCUCAAAGGAAGGAUUGAUGGGAUGUGUAACGGCCAGGAAGGACCUGGGAACUUGCAUGGCGUGAUGGAAGCCACGGAAAGUUCUUGAGUGUCACACAGUACUUUAGGGAGAAGAGGCUGGCUGCCUGUGUACACCAGAUUAUGUGUGUAGGGCUGGGGGACUGAGGCAGGUCCACCAGGCAGAAGGGUGCUGACUCUAAAGAUGCAGCCCUUGCCUCUCACUCCAGGGGCUCCAGUGUCCUCCCUGGGCCAUAAUGUAGAAGCCAUCAAGCCCUGAGGUGUACAGACAGGGAAACAGGCUUAGAAAGGAACAUGAGAAAGAACUCAGGCCCCCUGCCUCCCAACCUCGCUUCUGGGCACACCAGGCUCCCUUUCCUAUAGCAGAUCCUCACCCCCACCCGGGCUGCCCCCAGCAGCUGCUGCUGCGCACUCCUUAAGUGGAUCUGCCGUAAUCCUCUCCCUUCAUCCCCCAGGGAGGAUGAGCUGGUGUUAGGGCUAAUGCAGCUGUUAAUCCUAUUUCCUUCCAGCCAUGAUCCACAGGAGCAGCUGUGUGGACGGUGUCUGGCUCUGAACCGGGAAUGAAGGGGCCUCGCUAGAGUGGGUGUCCUGGGAAGCCAGAUCAGAUACAUUGAUUAUGACUCAGAGGCUUCUAACUGCUAGCAAUGGUUCAAGCUGCCUCGGGAGUGACUGAGCUUCCUAUGAGCAGAGCUAGGGGAGCAGGAGCCCACAGUGAUUCCAGAGCAGGGGUGGGCCAGGAUUCCUCUCUGGGUGGAGUCCCUUAUAGCUGUGCAAGGCCAGAAUUCUGUGCGACCGAUGCUGCCUCUGAAAGCUAACCCACCAGAGUGGAAAAACAAUGCAUAUGCUGGGGGCCUACCACUUCCAGACAGACGGUGCCAGUCACCACAGUGAGCCCACUGGUUUUGCCCUCUCGUGGGCCUCCUCUGCCUUCCCUGGGCACUUGGAGACCUUCAGGCCAGACCCCCAUCUGGGUAGUCUCGAUGUCUGCAGCCUUGCAUAGGACCCUGCAUCCUGGCACAGGCCUUGGAGGCUGAGCCGAAGGAGGAGGAUGAGCUUUGCCCAUCGAGGCCAUGGAGGUGGAGGCUGUGGAGGCCCGGUCCCCAGGCCCCGGCUACAAGCGUUCGGGCCGCCGCUACAAGUGCCUGUCCUGUACUAAGACGUUUCCAAAUGCGCCCAGGGCAGCACGCCACGCUGCCACACAUGGGCCUGUAGACUGCGCGGAGGAGGUGGCGGAGGUGAAGCUGAAGCCAGAUACGGAAUCUAAAACAGAGGAUGCCAGCGGGGACAAAGUGUCGGGCGCCGCGGCCAAGCCUCGGCCUUACGCAUGCCCACUGUGCCCCAAGGCCUACAAGACGGCACCAGAGCUGCGCAGUCAUGGGCGCAGCCACACGGGCGAAAAGCCCUUCCCUUGCCCCGAGUGUGGCCGCCGCUUCAUGCAGCCUGUGUGCCUGCGCGUGCACCUGGCCUCGCACGCAGGCGAGCUGCCCUUCCGCUGCACGCACUGCCCCAAAGCCUACGGCGCGCUCUCCAAGCUCAAGAUCCACCAGCGGGGCCACACGGGCGAGCGGCCCUACGCCUGCGCCGACUGCGGCAAGAGCUUUGCGGACCCUUCUGUGUUCCGCAAGCACCGGCGCACGCACGCCGGCCUUCGGCCCUAUGGCUGCGAGCGCUGCGGCAAGGCCUAUGCCGAGCUCAAGGACCUGCGCAACCACGAGCGGUCCCACACUGGAGAGCGCCCCUUCCUCUGCUCCGAAUGCGGGAAAAGCUUCUCGCGGUCAUCCUCGCUCACGUGCCACCAGCGCAUCCACGCAGCACAGAAGCCCUAUCGCUGCCCCGCCUGUGGCAAGGGCUUCACUCAGCUCAGCUCCUACCAGAGCCACGAGCGCACGCACUCUGGCGAGAAGCCCUUCCUGUGCCCCCGCUGCGGUCGCAUGUUCUCUGACCCCUCGAGCUUUCGGCGCCACCAGCGGGCACACGAGGGCGUGAAGCCUUACCGCUGCGAGAAGUGCGGCAAGGACUUCCGGCAGCCGGCGGACCUGGCCAUGCACCGGAGGGUGCACACCGGCGACCGGCCCUUCAAGUGCCUGCAGUGUGACAAGACGUUCGUGGCUUCCUGGGACCUUAAGCGCCAUGCGCUGGUGCACUCGGGCCAGCGGCCCUUCCGCUGCGAGGAGUGCGGACGAGCCUUCGCCGAGAGAGCCAGCCUCACCAAGCACAGCCGAGUGCACUCGGGUGAGCGCCCCUUCCACUGUAACGCCUGCGGGAAGUCCUUUGUGGUGUCCUCCAGCCUGCGGAAGCACGAGCGGACCCAUCGAAGUAGCGAGGCCACCGGGGCUCCCGCACCGCAGGAGCUGGUCGUGGGCCUCGCACUGCCCGUCAGCGUGGCAGGCGAGGGCUCAGUGGCCCCCGCGGCAGGUGCAGGGCUCGGGGACCCUCCAGCAGGGCUGCUAGGGCUGCCCCCAGAAUCAGGCGGUGUGAUGGCCACCCAAUGGCAAGUGGUGGGCAUGACGGUGGAGCACGUGGAGUGCCAAGAUGCUGGGGUGGGGGAGGCUCCUGGUCCCUUGGAGGGGACAGGGGAGGCGGGGGGUGAGGAGGUGGACGAGAAGCCUCCGCAGUUUGCGUGCCGGGAGUGCAAGGAGACGUUCUCCACGCUGACGUUGCAGCGAAGGCAUGAGCGCUCACACCCCGAGCUCCGGCCCUUUCCCUGCACCCAGUGUGGCAAGAGCUUUUCAGACCGGGCUGGGCUGCGCAAACACAGCCGCACACACAGCUCUGUGCGCCCCUACACCUGCCCCCACUGCCCCAAGGCCUUCUUGAGUGCCAGCGACCUACGAAAGCACGAACGCACCCACCCUGUGUCCAUGGAGACCCCCACACCUCUCGAGCCCCUUGUGGCUUUGCUAGGAAUGCCUGAAGAGGGGCCAGCCUGAGGCCCAUGGCCCUUCCCUCUGAACUCCCGGGAGUCAGCCCCCACAGGGUGCCUCCCGAACCUCCCUUUGCCCCAGCUUACUCUUCUAGACCCACAUCCCUGCCCCCCAGGUGGCCAGCUUACCUUCCCAACAAAGAUCUGGGGACAGUGGAGGCGGGCACCUGCUGUUCAGAGACAUGGCUCUGUGAGUAACACAUUAAAGCAUUCACUUUGACCCUG
Myotis lucifugus (little brown bat) is the source of this 4997-nucleotide messenger RNA. RefSeq names its product zinc finger protein 668 (gene ZNF668). Lineage: Eukaryota; Metazoa; Chordata; Mammalia; Chiroptera; Vespertilionidae. Gene Ontology annotation, biological process: regulation of transcription by RNA polymerase II. Gene Ontology annotation, molecular function: DNA-binding transcription factor activity; RNA polymerase II cis-regulatory region sequence-specific DNA binding. The record is from RefSeq and is a predicted model, not a curated record. Bases 2920 to 4779 code for a protein of 619 amino acids. The transcript is spliced from 3 exons.